Penicillium malachiteum is the source of this 1059-nucleotide messenger RNA. Its product is annotated as Zn(II)2Cys6 transcription factor domain-containing protein. Lineage: Eukaryota; Fungi; Ascomycota; Eurotiomycetes; Eurotiales; Aspergillaceae. The transcript is spliced from 4 exons. The record is from RefSeq and is a predicted model, not a curated record. Gene Ontology annotation, biological process: regulation of DNA-templated transcription. Gene Ontology annotation, cellular component: nucleus. The coding region runs from base 1 to 1059 and encodes 352 amino acids. Gene Ontology annotation, molecular function: DNA-binding transcription factor activity, RNA polymerase II-specific; zinc ion binding.
AUGUCCAAUCCCUCCGACUACGACCCUAAUCGACAGGGACAGUAUCCACCUCAGUGGAACGGUCAGUCUGACGAUCACGCUGCCUAUCCGUAUCCGCCGGCCUCUUAUCCUCCUCCUCAAGAGCACGACCGCGCCUACUAUCCUCCUCCCAAUUCUCAAUACCCGCCGCCUCCUCCACCCAACAUGGCAGCUAUUCAUCAGGUCCAAGGGCAAGAUCCUUAUCAUCGUUUGCCGCCUCCUCCAGGUGCUUACCCGCCUCGUCCCGAUGUGUAUGCGCAAGCCGCGCCGGUGGUCUAUCAAGCAGCAGCUCCACGCCAGCGAACUGCCAUUGCCUGUCGUUACUGUCGCCGACGAAAGAUUCGUUGCUCUGGGUUUGAAAGCUCCUCCGAUGGGCGGUGUACCAACUGUGUGCGAUUUAAUCAGGAGUGCAUGUUCACCCCGGUCUCUUCCCAGGCGCAAGCCUUUGUUCCCGCUCAUGCCGCCUACCCUCAUCUGCGCAACCAAGGUGGGGCCCGCGGUGGUGCCGGCGUGACCCUUUACGGAGCCCAUGGACAACCGCUUCCACCACAACAGCAACCGCAAGGUCCCGAAACUACCUUGCCGCCGCCUCAAGGGAUGUACUCUCAACACCCGUACCCUGGGUCAUCCCUUGCGUCGAGCACGACGGAUCCGAGACAACCUCAACCGAACUCGGUUCCAGGCGCUAACGCGCAUUACGAUUAUCCCGAUCCUACCAAUCUGGCCCCUGUGUCCAGUUCCACUCCGGGAUACCAAACAUCCAGCCCAUACUACCCGCCACCUCACGAUCGUCGCACCUCGCCGCAAUCUGCUUACGCCUAUGAUACGCGCCAUUCUUCUUCGCCCCACAGCUCGCCAUAUCCGCCCCUGCAGCCGCCACAAGGUGGUCCCACUCCUCCACCAACCUCGACUCCCGGCGGCUCGGCUCGUUCUGGAGGAUUGAAUGUGCGCGAUAUGCUCAACCCGGGUGAUUCUCAUGGUCGAUCCAGUACCGAUAGCGACAUGCUCAAUGCGCUCAAUCGGCGCGGUCUCGGCCAAUAA